Molecule: messenger RNA, 1192 nt
Organism: Phoenix dactylifera (date palm)
Lineage: Eukaryota; Viridiplantae; Streptophyta; Magnoliopsida; Arecales; Arecaceae
Biological process (GO): ribosomal small subunit assembly; rRNA processing
Cellular component (GO): UTP-C complex; CURI complex
Source: RefSeq, a predicted model, not a curated record
ACUAAUCUCUCCUCUUGGUAGCCGCUGCCUCCUCUCCUUGGUCUACUCUAUCGAUCGUUCAACCACCGGUGCCUCUCCGCAGCCAUCUUUCUUUCUUCCUUGCUUAUUUCACUCGUCUCCGCUCGUUCUUUGAGUUCUUGUGCUUGGUAACUGGUGAUUAACUAAAAGAAAGAUAGCAUAUUCGAGUAUAUUUUGAAUUGCCUGCGAGAGGAAGAAUCUUGGCACUUAGAAGAAUCUUGAUAGCUAUUGCUGGCUUGCUGGCUUGCUGGAUUGAGUUUUUCUUAUAACAAGCUUAAGUAUUGUCUGAUGGCUAAAGAGAAGGUGAAAAAAGCUGGGGAGAGUAAAAAGAAAGAUCUCCGUGUACUUUUAGACGAGAGCAAAUUGGAAGAUUGUUCAAGAGGCAUGAAAAAAUGGCUUAUUAGUUACAAGGAGAGCAGACCGGGCUUGAAGGUACUGCAACAAAGAAUAGAUGAGUUUAUAACUGCUUAUGAGGUGCAACAAGAACAGCAAAGGAAAGAAAGAGGAGCAUGUGCUGCAGGAGGAGGAUGGACAGUUGUGGUGCAUCAUAAAGGUAGAAAGAAAACAACUGAUUCUGAAACUGGAAUAACUGUGGGUUCUGUUGCCCAAGCUGCUGUGAUGGAUAAAAUGGCCAAAAAGAAAAAAGAAGUUGCUCUGGAUUUUUACAGAUUCCAAAGACGGGAAGCCCAGAGGAAUGAGGUCAUGAUGCUGCAGAGCAAGUUCGAGCAGGACAAGAAAAGGAUACAGCAGUUGAGGGCUACUAGGAAGUUUCGGCCUUACUGAAGCUGCAUUUGGUUCUAGUAGCUCUACCAUUGAAUGAGCAGUAGCAUUUCUAUCAACUAGUCAACAUCACAGACGGUGCCAGUAAGAAAAAGCUAAUGCCAUGCCUGAAAAGAAAGUGUGAUAAACCUUCAGUCAACAGCUGAUUCCUCAAAGUGCUCGCUUGUGAAUUCUGUAAAGCCCAUUAUUUCUAUAAUUCUACUGCUCGAGUUGGAAGACUUUGUGAAAUCUAUGAGAAUGGACAUGGUGUAAUUUAAAUCGGCAGCUUGUAACUUUAUAGUUUUCCUUCUCCUCUGGUUGUAGUUACAAUACAUUGUUAACAUGGCAUUGACGGAUAUUACGGUGGACAGCAUUGUUACACACCUUGAGUUUGACCUAGCUUUGUUCGUUUUUA